This is a messenger RNA of Aspergillus uvarum CBS 121591, 1919 nucleotides long. RefSeq lists its product as uncharacterized. The record is from RefSeq and is a predicted model, not a curated record. Gene Ontology annotation, cellular component: nucleus; cytosol; mitochondrial outer membrane. Lineage: Eukaryota; Fungi; Ascomycota; Eurotiomycetes; Eurotiales; Aspergillaceae. The transcript is spliced from 5 exons. The coding region runs from base 488 to 1783 and encodes 431 amino acids.
UAGAAGCGGAGCUGCAUCAUCUAUUCUUAUCGUUUCAAAUUAUUGGUUUCGAGUCUACCACCAGCGUUAACUCCGCCUCGCCUCGCCGCACCGCCGCCGCCGUCGCCGCAAGUGGACACGGCUUAGAUCACUCCCGGACCCUUCAUCUGAUACUUGUGCUUAUAAUAUCGCUCCCCCAAGUCAAGCUUCUUUCCUCCCUCCCCCAAGGAGUAUUUUUUCUACCCUGUCUGCUCUUCCAUUUCUCACUCUCGCCCUGUUUUACAAGGUUAUGUCCCCGGAAAGCCUCGACGCUGCUGCUUUGAUGGGAGAUUCGCCGUCUCUCCCUCUCCGUCUGCUUUUUCUUCGUUUGGGCUCCGGGCCCCUCCGGCUCGUGACUGGAAUCUGAUCCCUCUUUCUCCCUCCCCCUCGAAAUUGUCUCGUGCUCGCCUUCCGUUGUUUACUUGUUUAUUCUUCUCCGAUUCUAUCUUGAUUUCUCCCCCCUCCCACGAUGUUUCGAGUCGGCUCAUGGCUGUACGGCAAGAAGCCGGGCGCCAAUGCCUCCACCCAGUCUUUGGACUCUUUGUCCGAACUACGGGAUCUUGAGGAUGCCAUGAGGGCCGCUACAUUGAUCCUCAAUGACGACGUGGACGGUGCUGAGGAUGGCCUCUCGGAAGGCACUUCCUCCUUUCACAAUCUCGGAAGAGGUGUGGUCGCUUUCAUCCGUGCCACCUUGGGCUUUGAACAGGAGAUCAUGCGUCAAGCGUCGGAGCGACUCAAUGCCGCCGAAACCAGUGCCGCCAAUGAUCAACAUCGAGCGCAGCACAACUCCAAUGCGCCCAAUUCGUACCACUCCCAGAUCUAUGCGCCCGGGACAGAAUUCGCUCUCUGCCAGGCGAUGGCGCAGCUCAUGAGUGCCGUUGUCGGGGUUCUGAAUGAGAGUCUGACGGAGAGUAUCAAAGGGUUCUACCGACUACGCAAGGCCUACAUCACGUUGGAUGCCAUUCUGAAGAUGGAGCAGAAGUUCAUCAUGCAGGAGCGGAGCUCUGGAAAUAGCACUCCCACGGAGCGAAACAGCUCUUCGACCAAACUUCCAGGGCCCAGUGUCACGACCAGCACGGCUCCUGCAUCGCCUGUGGACGCCGCCGGGCUUGCGAAGCAACUGACCGGUCUGACGGUCACGGGCAGCACUGAGACCUUGACCACCACCUCGGAUAUGCUGGACCAGGAUCCGGAGUCUGACAUUUUCAAGAACCAGAUCGACGUGUUCAUCCACUCGGGCGCUAACUUCUGUUUCGGCAUCCUUCUGGUCCUGAUCUCCAUGGUCCCGCCCGUGUUCAGUAAAUUGCUCGGGAUCAUCGGGUUUCACGGAGACAAGGAGCGCGGGCUCAAGAUGUUGUGGCAGGCGAGCAAGUUUCACAAUCUGAUCGGAGCCCUCUCCGCAUUCGCAAUUCUCGGCUACUCCAACGGGUUCGUCCGCUACUGCGACAUCAUGCCCGACCCCGCCUCGCCGGACGACGUGCAAGGCUACCCGCAAGAGCGCCUCGAGGCUCUGUUGGCAUUGAUGAGGGAACGGUUCCCUAAAAGUCAGCUGUGGCUACUGGAAGAGUCGCGCAUGAAUGGCGCCAACCGCAAGCUGGACGUUGCCUUGGAGCUUCUGUGCGGAAAGGACCGCAGUCCCCUCAAGCAGGUCGAGGCACUGCGAAUAUUCGAACGCAGUCUGAAUGCGAUGUAUCUCCACAGAUACGAGUUGUGUGCCGAGUCUUUUAUCGAGGUAGGUUAUCUUCCGAGCAACCUGAAACUAUAACCACUGACUGACCUUGUUAGUGCGUGGAUCUCAACUCGUGGUCUCGCUCGCUCUACUACUACAUUGCGGGCGCCUCGCAUCUGAGCCUGUAUCGGGGUCUAUCAACGACUGAUCCCACCGCCGCGGCCGAGCACGC